Messenger RNA from Suillus plorans, 2086 nucleotides. RefSeq names its product guanine nucleotide binding protein, alpha subunit. NCBI's taxonomy places the organism in Eukaryota, Fungi, Basidiomycota, Agaricomycetes, Boletales, Suillaceae. The transcript is spliced from 11 exons. Gene Ontology annotation, cellular component: heterotrimeric G-protein complex. The record is from RefSeq and is a predicted model, not a curated record. Gene Ontology annotation, biological process: adenylate cyclase-modulating G protein-coupled receptor signaling pathway. The coding region runs from base 299 to 1801 and encodes 500 amino acids. Gene Ontology annotation, molecular function: guanyl nucleotide binding; G protein-coupled receptor binding; G-protein beta/gamma-subunit complex binding.
UAACGCCCAGCUGAGAAACAGGCACCAGGUUCUACCAAGUUGGUGCUUGCCUGGUCCGGUGAUUUCUCGAUUGGUAGACUAUAAUAACAAACCAAGAACCCACAGAAGGUACCUAUUGCUGGCAAAAAGAGCAUGUCCGGCGUCAACCUUCGCCAAGGGUUAUAAUUUGCAGUACGUCUUGUGCCUGGCAAAUUACUGCAUUGCUACCGGACCCAGCUUUGCCCAGAGAACUCUCUGUUAAUAUCUUCCAUCACUUGCUUUCUGUGGUUUUUUGUAGCCUGGCAUCCCACAGUUCGCUAUGUCUGGGGCAGUUACAAAAUCUGCGCAUGACUUUGACCCUCUAGACGAGGCUCUCAGGCCACCCAUAAACGAAACUGAGGAGGAUCGUGUUAUCAGGCAAGCUCAGGAAGCCGAGGCACGCAGAGUAAGCCAAGCAAUAGAUGACUCAAUACGAGCGGAGAAACAGGCGCAGAAGAAGAAGGGUAUCGUUAGACUAUUAUUGUUGGGCCAAAGUGAAUCAGGUAAAUCGACGACACUAAGGCACUUCCAAAAACUGUAUACCCCCACUGCCUUCCAUGAAGAACGGAUACUCUGGCGCAGCGUCAUACAGCUCAACAUCGUGCGGUCUGUCCGUACAAUCCUCGACGCCUUAUCCGACAUUCGGCUUCCUACUCUUGACAGUGGAGGCGAAGACAGCGAUGACAGUGGAACCAAUUUACCCCAGGAACUCGAAAUGUUACAGAUGCGGCUCACUCCACUGCGUCAUAUUGAGGCACUACUCAUUGCAAAACUAAUACCUCCGAGCGAAGAUGAGGUGGCUUCUGUGAUUGGAAGCAGUGCUAUUAGUGCAUACCACUCUCAUCGCAGCCGAAGUAGUGAGCGUUCGUGGAGAGCUCAAGAAGUUUUCGUACGCCCGGGAGCCACAUGGAAGGGAGCGCUCGCGAAGAGUACUCGUACUCGACCAGUUUCAUUAGGUAAUACGGGAAUGCAAACCCGGGACGAAGCGCAAGAAGUUAUCCAUUCGUGCAGUUAUGACAUCAUGGCUCUUUGGAAUGACAGGCUUGUUCGGGAGGUUUUGCGGCGGAGAAAAAUUCGCCUCGAAGAAUCCUCUGGCUUCUUCCUCAACGACUUGGAUCGAGUCACAGCCCUAAAUUACACCCCAAACGAUGACGAUGUACUUCGAGCGCGCCUGAAGACGGUCGGCGUUUCGGAAUAUCGGUGUGAAAUGGAGGCCGUGGCUGGACGUGAAAGUGGUACUGAAUGGAGGAUAGUUGACGUUGGAGGUUCCCGGUCGCAGAGAGCAACAUGGGUACCCUUCUUUGAUGAUGUCGAUGCAAUUAUCUUCCUUGCGCCAAUAUCCAGCUUUGAUCAAGUUCUCGCUGAGGAUCGCAGCGUGAACCGCCUCGAGGACAGCGUGCUAUUAUGGAAAGCUGUCUGCUCAAACAAACUGCUCGCCAACGUUGAUCUUGUUCUAUUCCUGAACAAGUGCGACAUACUUGACGCGAAACUCACGUCAGGGAUAAGGUUGUCGAAAUACGUUCGCAGCUACGGAGACCGUCCUAACGAUAUGGAGACGGCCUCGAAAUACUUCCGAAGCAAGUUUAGCGCGAUACAUCGAGAAUAUUCACCGCUCCCACGGAAAUUUUAUGGUUUUUGCACGACUGUUACAGACACGACAACGACGGCUGGUAUUCUCGCCAGUGGUAAGUCCAAUGUGGUUCUUCCAAUCAUGUACACUGACAUUAUGAUAGUGCGAGAUAUGGUUGUACGCAGACACCUCAAGCAAUCCAGGCUGCUAUAGUAGCUCUCGUUGACUUGAGUUUAAAGACAGGGCCUCUAGAAAAUGGCCUAAGGAAUCGUUGCCGCGUCUCCAUCUACGACCUGCGUUUACGCUCAACACGAUACCACGCAUGUUCCAUCCCAAUACCUAGAUUCGCCGCAACAGGGUCAUCCCCAUUUGAUAACGAAAUAGUACCAGCAUCUACGCCCAUCGAUGAUUCAUGACUUCAUAUCAUCUCUUCGUCCCACUUAUCAUUCUGCCUGCUCUGGAAGGAGCAGCAUCUAUUUUUCUCAGCAGCUGUAGCAC